AUGAGUGAUAAAAAGUAUAAACAGAGUAAAGCAGAUAUUGCUAAACAGUUUGAUUUGCCCGAGCGACAGUCAAAGAUCACCUCGUUGCUGAAUCAAGCUGGUCAAGCUUAUUGCAUAUGCAGAUCAUCGGAUAGUUCAAGGUUUAUGAUAGCAUGUGAUGCUUGUGAAGAGUGGUACCACGGUGAUUGUAUCAAUAUAUCGGAGAGAGAAGCAAAAUACAUUAAAAAUUAUUUCUGUGACCGUUGUCGUGAAGAAGAUCCCAGUUUAAAGACCAGAUUCCGGCCACAGAAAAGAGAAACUGAUGGGGACUCGGGCCGUGACGACAGAAAGAAAAAACGUAAAGAGAAAGAUCAUUCAGAAAACAAGUCAUCGAAGAGAUCUAGUAUAAAAGAUGGCUGCGGAGAUUGCUCUGGUUGUUUGCAGGAACAUGAUUGUGGACAUUGUGAAGCAUGUGAGGACAUGUUCAAAUAUGGUGGUAAUAGCAAGCUAAAAUUGAAAUGCAGGCAGCGAUUGUGCAUCAAGGAUAAGAAGGCAUCACGUCAGUCCAAUAGUAACAGGAUAAAGAAGAAACAUCACGAACGCGAUAUGUAUGAGCCAGAGGAAUCAAUAUCGCACCUGCAAACAUCAGAGCCUCGGCAGUGCUAUGGACCGCAAUGCACGAAAGCGGCGCAAUACGGCUCCAAAUAUUGUUCUACGGAGUGUGGCAUGCGGCUUGCCACCGCUAGAAUAUAUCAGGUCCUGCCGCAGCGGAUCCAGGAGUGGUCGCUGUCGGCGUGCGUGGCGGAGCAGCACAACCGCAAGGCGCUGGAGGGCGUGCGCGGCGCGCUGGCGGGCGCGCAGGCCGCGCUGCGCCGCCUCGACCGCCAGCACGCCCAGCUCGACGCGCUCGUCGCGCGCGCGCGCACCGCCACCAUCCUGCACACCGACGAAAAGGAAGCCGACGACGAAACGUCGAUGUACUGCAUAACAUGUGGCCACGAAAUCCACUCGCGGACCGCAGUCAAGCACAUGGAGAAGUGCUUCAUCAAGUACGAAGCGCAGGCUUCCUUCGGCAGUCGACAUCGCACACGUAUCGACGGUCAAAGUAUGUUCUGCGACUACUACAAUCCCGUUAACGGGACAUACUGUAAGAGAUUGCGGGUAAUGUGUCCAGAACAUUUCAAAGACCCUAAAGUGAGUGACACAGAUGUAUGUGGAUGUCCAUUAGUUCGUGAUGUCUUCGAACCCACGGGAGAGUUCUGUAGGGCUCCGAAGAAGUCCUGCUUAAAGCAUUACCAAUGGGAGAAACUACGGAGAGCGGAGAUCGAUAUGGAACGGGUCAGGCAAUGGCUGAGGCUAGAUGAGCUUGUUGAACAGGAGAGAAAUAUCAGACUGGCAAUGGCAUCCAGAGCUGGCGUGUUGGGCCUCAUGUUACAUUCGACAUACAACCAUGAAGUGAUGGAACGUAUUACGAAGGUCAACGAAAAUGGUAAAUUGAAAGAAAGUUCUUGA
Molecule: messenger RNA, 1491 nt
Organism: Parnassius mnemosyne (clouded apollo)
Lineage: Eukaryota; Metazoa; Arthropoda; Insecta; Lepidoptera; Papilionidae
Source: the annotation of a GenBank genome assembly